GUCGGCUCCACCGCCAUAAACCCACGACCGCACCGGACGUCGGUUGCCGCUCGUCCACCGUGCGAACCCGCGUGCGAUGCCCGUCAUGAACUUUGGCGCCCAAGACAUCGAGAACCACAUGAGCGGCCUCGGCCGCCUGGCCGCGCUCUGCGAGAUGGGGUCCGACUCGAGCGGCGACGAGAGCGAAGGCGUGCGCCGCCCGCCCAGCGGCGACCGCACACAAGAGCUCACAGACUACGUGCUCACGACGAUGCGCCAGCUCGCGCGCAUUAGCGCCGGCCUCUCGGCGCUCGUGCCGGGCUCCCAGCAGCAGACCGCGGCCGCCGGGCUCAUGCACACGGCCAGCGCGUCGCCCGAGUCGACCGGUCGGCUCUGGAACACGCUGCAUAAAUUAAACGCGACGGCCGACACCAUCGUCGACGCGGUCCAAGCCGGCGACAUCACGCUGCAGGCGCUCGAUCUGACGUUAUUGCCGCCGGACCCGUCCAUGGCGCUCGAGACGAUCAACGUCAAGCUCCUCUCGGCGCAAAAGAAAAUCUACCAGCGCACCGCGAGCGACCACCUCCUGCGCACGACGCACAGCGUCCUCGACGACGCGUGGCAAAAGGGCGAAAUGGUCGCGCUCGAGGCGGCGCGCCGGUCGCUCAGCGCAUGGCGCACGUCGGCCGCCGACCUCAAAACCAAAGUCGCAUCGGCGCUCGCGAGCCCCGACACGAGCCCUCUCGAGGUCCUCCAGAACGUCCAGGACUUUCUCAGCUCGCUCACCGUGUGCAAGCUCAACGCUGAGGCGCCCACCGAGGCCGACAUCCAGUUCAAGGCGACGACGCUCGAAGAGCACGUCGGCCGACUGCAGGCCAGCAUCGUUGCGUCCAUGUCAUCCUCCACCGCUGGGCCGCGCGCCAAGCACACUGAGGGCCGGAAGCGCCCGCUUUCCAAGCACCUUGUCGAGCCCAUCGCCGUCGAGAAGCGCCGGCGCCCGUCGACGUCACCCUAUGCGCUGCCCAACCGCAAGCCGGCGGCCGAGACGCCGUCGCAUCUCCAGGGUGUACGCACGUACGUGCCAACGAAAACCGCCGAUGGAGACGAGUACGUCAAGGAGGCAACUGACGACGGCAGCGCCGUCGACGCCGCACCGGUCGGGGCCGCGACGCCGAUCGGGUGCGAGAUCUGUCAUGAGAACAACGCCCACGAGCAAAUGCUCUUGUGCGACAACAACUGCGGCCACGAGUACCAUCUCUUUUGUCUCAACCCGCCGCUCGAGGAUAUCCCGGAAGGCGACUGGUUUUGCCCGAGCUGCGAGCAAAAUUUGUGCUUGGCCCAGAAAUGCAAGCGCGUCUGCGUGCUCUCGCGCAAGUACUGCAGCCGCCACCUCUGCAAGGACGGCUCGUGCGGCUUCCGCGCCAAGAAGGCGGGCUACUGCGGCAAGCACGCCAAAUUGCUUCUGCGCUACGAGUCGGACGACGACCUCGACUCGGACAUGGGCCGAUAGAUGAGCUUUGUGUGCGUGUAUAUAUGAAAAAGCUGACGAGCAAACGAGGUGGACGUGCUAUCCCGUGGUGCAAUGGAAUAAAAUAGGAUGAGAAAGAG
Messenger RNA from Saprolegnia diclina VS20, 1587 nucleotides. RefSeq lists its product as hypothetical. Bases 77 to 1489 code for a protein of 470 amino acids. The transcript is spliced from 5 exons. The record is from RefSeq and is a predicted model, not a curated record. NCBI's taxonomy places the organism in Eukaryota, Oomycota, Saprolegniomycetes, Saprolegniales, Saprolegniaceae.